Linum trigynum is the source of this 207-nucleotide messenger RNA. The record is from the annotation of a GenBank genome assembly. NCBI's taxonomy places the organism in Eukaryota, Viridiplantae, Streptophyta, Magnoliopsida, Malpighiales, Linaceae.
AUGGCCACACCCUUUGGCCCCUUGGACGCCCGCCUUGACCGCAUUGAGUCCACUCAGGAGCUCAUCCUCCAUCAUCUCGGUGACCCCUAUGUUCCUUUCCACUACUCGUCCGGGGCCUCCACUUCUGGUGGAGGACCUUCUGCUCCCGGGCAACAGGAGGAUGACGACUACCAGACUGGUGGAGGCGACUAUCCUGGCUCUGAUUGA